This is a messenger RNA of Porites lobata, 8328 nucleotides long. The record is from the annotation of a GenBank genome assembly. Lineage: Eukaryota; Metazoa; Cnidaria; Anthozoa; Scleractinia; Poritidae.
AAGAAAAUAUGUUUAAAAACACAUUUCAGUCGGGAUUUCUCUCCAUUCUUUACAGUAUUGGUAGCAAGCCGUUACAGAUAUGGGACAAGAAAGUAAGGAGCUGUUCCAUAUCCAUGCUACAACCUCAUUCUUCGUUUUUACUAUAUAUGCUACAUUGAACACUUCUCUUUUUUCAUUUUUAGGUGAGGAAUGGGCAUAUCAAGAGAAUAACUGACAACGACAUUCAGUCUCUAGUUUUGGAGGUUGUUGGAACUAACGUCAGGUAUAAGCAGAGACUGUUGAUUUUAAAAGAGAAUUCACCUCUCCCACAUAUCGCAUAAGCUAGCCUAUUUGAAUCAAGAAAGUCACCGUAAAUGCAUAUCAGAAGACCUUUUUAUCCUUUUGUAGUUCACUUUACUUCAUCAAAAUGAAGCGACUUCCUGCUCUGAGCCGUAUGUAUUUUUUAUUUCAGUACGACUUACAUUACCUGUCCCGCUGACCCCAAGAAGACGCUUGGAAUCAAGCUACCUUUCCUGGUGAUGAUCAUAAAAAAUUUGAAAAAAUACUUUACUUUCGAAGUCCAGGUAAUCAGCAAUGAUCUUCCUUACGAUAUAUCAAAUUUUCGAAGUUCCAGAUCUUUUUGUAGUUACUGAAACUCAACCUUACAAUCUACAACUCAUUUGUUGACACUAAGGUCCUAGACGACAAGAACGUCAAGAGGCGAUUUCGCGCGUCAAACUAUCAGUCCACUACACGAGUAAAACCCUUCAUUUGUACUAUGCCGAUGAGACUGGAUGACGGAUGGAAUCAAAUACAGGUGAAUUUUGAAAUAUUUUGUUGGUGCAUGUAGUCGCUAACUGCAUGUAGCGUGACAACGUGUAGAACAAUCUGGUAUUUGAUUCACGUACUGCCAGGAGCCUACAUGUAAAUCUUCGAUUCUUAUAUUAUGAUGGCUUUCGAUGAAUGAAUUUCUUUGAUUUAAAAUGUAGAGGAACACAUCCUACGUGUUGCAGUUUUCAGUGAUAUAUUUUACCGAUGUUGUUGCGCUAGUAUAAAUGUAAAUACAGUACAUGUAAUACUUUGGCAUUUGAUAUAAUGUAAACUGGUAUCUUUCAUUCUUUUUUCCAGUUUAACCUUUCGGAUUUUACAAGACGGGCAUAUGGCACAAACUACAUUGAAACACUUCGUGUACAGGUAUUUUGUAACCAUUGCUAAUUUUUAAAGAGCCUCUGAUUGGCCAAGAUUCUAAACCAUUUUAUACAUCUCAUCUCCUGUGAUGAAAGAUAUUGUUCAUCGUGAAAAAUCAGGAAACUGUUCUCUCAGUGGUUUAUUGUGGUAGGGAUCAGCUGCUAUGAAGUCUGAUUGUAGGCAUCCCCUCUUCAGGAAUCUCAAUUCCUCUGUCCUUAUUGAUGUUAUCAGGGUGAAGUCUUAUGUGAAUACUCUCCUUAACUCUAUGAGAGUACCAGCGGGGCUGUCAUUAAGAGCUGGGGGCCGGGGAUUUCCCCCGGAUACUAUGAAUGUGGUCCCCUGCUACUUUCAUUGGAAAACAGAAGAAAAAUAGAACCAAAAGAAAUCUCAAGCUGUUUGAUUCCCCACCUACUUGUUGUAUUUACCCGGCAACUAGAAAUCUGAGUGACAAUCCUGACCAGUGAGGUUCUCGGUCAAUAAACUUAAUGUUGUCCCAGAUCAGGUAAUGCCCAGGCUUAUUGGCUCGUUCAGAACGGCUGAAGUUUGAGUUUGUGAAAGCUGUAUAUCCCUAUUGUGCGCCUUAAUUCUUUCAUGUGUGCACGUUCUCAUUUUGCCUUUACUUCAUUUACAUACUCCACUCCAUCUUGUUUCCAAGGAUCAACAGCAUCCUUGAUGAAUCAACUCGUGCUAAGUGUGAUGUUAGUGUUUUGUCUGACUUGAAAUCAGAUCAUAUGCCAUGCUGAUGUAGGCAACAACGAAGUGGUUCAGAUAACCCUUUGAUGUAUCAGGGCUGUCAGAAAGUUUUUGAGUAGCAGGCUGAUAAUGAAUAGUAGAUGGCUUUGGAAUGGUCGCACCAAAGGCAGUUCCUUAGGGCUUAGAAUAGGCGUGUAGCGACAUUUUGAAAUUCGAGUCUCAGAAAUCAUGUUUCCAGGGGUUUUCAAGAGGUAUUUUCCACCAGGAAGCCAUUGUUUAGUUGGAAUACACGCAAGACUGGGAACAAUGCUGUCAAAAUGUCCCAGGCAUUCCAUAACAUCGCACGGUUCGAACGUUUCACAGAUCUAAACCUGUUUAAAUAUGCAUUCAAUAUCAUUAAAACAGUUCAUCUGACAGGGCGCGAUAAAAAAUCAGAAACUGUGCGAUAUUUUCAUGGUAGAUUGUGCAAUAAGAUAGGACUAUUAUGCGACAAAUUAUACGAUUUGUUCAGGGCUAAUUAACAUUGUUUUACCAGGUUUCAAAGGAGAUAAAUCACUUUAAUGUUGUUUAACAGGCAAUUUGAAUGUAAAAGAAUAAUAAAACAUCUAUUUUAAAACAAGAUAGUUAAAUUUGUCCAAUUAUCUUGACAUGGAAAAGAAAACAAAUAGAAAGAAAGAAAAAGGACACUUGUUUAAUAUUACAUGACGUGGUUACACCACUGACCAAACUGCUUGUCUCUGAAAUGAACAUGGCUGCCCAGAUACUGCGAUCGAAGGUUUCAGAUGUCUUGCAAGGCUUUCUUUAGUGGCAAAUCACCUUAAAUAACGUUAAGAUUGGGAAAAUGUGUGAUUUAAGUUAGAAUUUAUUGUUUACUUUACUUGAAUUUAGCGUUUUUUUAUGAACUAUGCAAUUUUUCUCAAAUUGUGCUAUUGGAUGCUAUUUGAGGUCAAUUGUGCGAAAUCGCACCAUUGUGUAAUAUCAGAUGGCCUGUUAAAAAAAAGGAUGCUUUACAAUUUUAUUUGAUAGUGCUUAUUUUUUGUUAGCAUUUAUGGUAGAAUGAGAUGAAAGUAGCCAGCUAAGGAUGGCUAACUAGCCAGUGGUUUUGGCUGGCUAUCAGCCCUUAUUGACAGCCUUGAUGUAUGGCAGAACCGUGGUAGAUUUAAUUUUUGGUUGUGGGUUUUUAUCAGAUGCCUCCCUGCUCUUGGAUUUCGUGAUGUUAGCUACAAACAAAUAGGGGUAUCCAUUAGAGACAAGGACGGAGGAUAAAUGCUUCCUUUCCUUGGAGAUAACUCAGUGCUGGCUUACUGAUGGUAUUUUUUGAUCAAUACUAUUGGCCAUUUCGAAGUUGCAUAGGGAACUGGGGCAAGUUUCAAAUUUAAAUUGAUUGAUAAACUGACACCACCAUAUAAAAGGUCAUGGUGAGAUUGGUUGUUUGGCCAAGUUUGGUGCUCUAAAGUUAAAGAGGGAUCAAGUUAUGACUCUUGGAACAUAUUUAAAGAUCCAUGCGAAAGUCUGUAAUUUUAUGACAGUGUCCCGCAAAACCAUAUAAACUCUUAUUUUUUCAUGAUUUCUGUGAUAUUCCUGAAAAUGUGCAAACAUAGUGAUUUUCUAAUUAGUUCCUUCCAAGUAGUAGAUGCAUGACAUAUUUUACAGUUAAACAGAAAAACUGAAAAGUAUUUUAAAGAGUUUAUUCAACUUGAAAAAUGACUGGGUUCUGCAAUCACCUUCAGAGAUGUGGAAACCUUGAAGUAAGGCCAAAUUAAAGCCAUAAAAACUUUCACACGUUCUUUUUGUUGGGAGGAUCAAAAAUUCAUUACUGUAACAGUUAUGGACUGUAUGGUCAUUGAACACAACAAGACUGUUCAAUAUUCUCAUUCAUUAAUUUUUCUCAAUUUUAUACCAAUAAUAUGUGUGAUGUGACCAUGCACCUUAAAAUAAACACUGAAGUUAGUUGCUGUAACAUUUUCUUCAGAUUCAUGCAAACUGCAGGAUCAGACGGGUGUAUUUCUCUGACCGACUUUACUCAGAAGAUGAACUUCCAGCAGAAUUUAAGCUAUACCUACCUGUACAAAAUAAAGCUAAGGUAAGAUUGAUUUUAUAGCCAAAUUUGUUGUAUCGAGCUGCCCGUUUGCAAACUUCAAAUGGAUUUUUCUGUUCCGUCAAUCAUUGAGUGGGGUGGAGUGAAUGCAAAUCACAAUGCAACACUUGCCCAGCGUGUCCUGCAAAAACAAAACUGAGAGUGACUCUAGACUACUCAAGAAUAGCGAAGGAAAUCACAAUGAUAAGUGGAAUUUUUGUCAAGGGCAGGAGGUAAACAUUGCUUUAUUCUUGCAAGAGACAAGAAUAAGAAAGAUCAGAAAAAUCUUCGAAGAGAACUAGUCGAUUAUUGCCCAAAACAGGGUGAUCACAAACAACCAACCUUGAAACACCAAAACAAACAAAUUGAGUUGAAAUGCACCAAUCAGAAGUAAAAAUGUGUUUCCAAAGAGGUCUGCUAAGGUGAUUGACGGAAAACAGGAGAACCCAAAAUUCCUUCGAAGUUUGCAAAACGCGCAACGCAAUACAACGAAUUUGGCUAUAAGUAUAAACAGUGUGAACGUAAUUGCACCAAUGGAAAUGAGAGUUGUAAAGUUAGAAAAAUUACAUGAAUUCAAAACAGCAGUAUUUUAAAAUUUCACCCCAUGACAAUAUGAUCAAUAUCAUUAUUACAUUUGCGUGCUAAAUCUUGGCAAGAAGAUUCCUGUCAAUUUGCCUUUGGCCACUAAGCUAGCCAAUCAUUGUGGUCCAGAGAAAAGUGAUGCCCUAGCAUGACUCAGGUAUUAUUAUUUUGGAAUUCAUGUGUAAAUGUGACUUGGAUGAAUAAUAGUUUUGCAAACAUGUGACUCGAAUUAUUUACUGUUUUGAUAUCAGGCCCAGCUAUCAUUUAGGGCAAUCUAUUUACCAAAAGUGUUUGAAUCUGUUAUUUGGGGGCUGCACAAGUAGUUAAUGAAGUAUCAGUUGUGAUUCAGUGUCAUUUGCUGAAGAGUAAAAAAAUGUUUGUGGUAUAUUGAUUUAACAUAAUUUUCCAGUGGUAUGGUAUUCAGAAAGUAGCGAAGUUUUGAUCCAAACUUUGCUUGUUAGGAGCUGAUAAUUACUAAAAUGAUUUACAUCUAAUCCUUCCCUCAAAUAAUGUGGAAUUUGUGACCUUACGGGAAAUUGAUAGAACCACAGGCAAUAAUUUAAGGAAAUGCGAAAAGAACAUCUUGAAAUCACUCUUUUAAAGUUGAACAUUAAUUUUAUGUAUUCCGGACAUCCAUUGCCUUAUCAGGUUUCAAAUACUCCAUAGAAGUAGUAGCCUGUGUACAGACAUCCCCCCCUCCCUCAGGAAAAAUCGGGAGAAGAGACAUCUGUGAAUCGCCGUUGUUAAUCGUGUUGCGGUAUAGAUUUGCAUAAAUUAUUUUGUUCUUUUGGUGACAGUUGAAAAGAAACAUGUAGGUCGAAAAAUAGCUCUGGCGUCUGUGCACAGGCUAGCUGAACAUCUUCACGCAAUGUCCACCCAAAAAUCCAGAUAUAAGAUCUCUGAUUACAGUCGAGCCAGGUCAAGUGUACCUCGUAAGAUACCAUUAAUGUAUGUAUUAUUCAAAAGUUGAACCGUUGGUAGUUGUAGAUUUCAGAUUCAUCUCUGUGUGCAUUCUUGCAUGCGUAAUGAGCCGUGAAUUCACACGCGAUUCAGUUGCGAAAUCUCUACCAGCUCAGUUUCCCUGAAUUUGAUGUCAAUGUCUUCUAAAAGACAUUUAAUCCAUUCAAAGAUUUUCAAUCUGACCGAAUGCAGAGAAGUUCUCUUAAAAUAUUCACUGCUCAUUACGCAUACAGGAAUACCGAUUUAAAUUUGACACCAGUUACAGGAACGACUAACAGAUUCAUUUUUUCAAAUAAUCAAUUUAUUAAUAGAAUCUUUUUGGGGUAAGCUUGACCUACUUUGGCUGUUAACGUUGGAUUUUGUCUGCCUUCUCUUGUAUUUACAAUACCGACCGGUACAGACAGACGCACCCACAACCGGUGCAGCAAACAUAGGUGGUCUUAACUUUUUCAUGCCUUUUCGAGAGAACCGAAAUACAAAUACCAGUAAACAAAUAUGAAUGUCCACAAAGGCUGAGCUUUUCCCCGGGGAAUCUAUUCUGAGGUUCAUUCACCAAUCACAACACCAGAAAUUAUUUGCAUCAUGGCAUUGACAUUACAACCAAUCAGAGGCUGUCCCCAACAUUCCGGGGAAACAGGAACACGAUUAUCGUUGGCGAUUCACAGACGUCUCCUCUCCCGAUUUUUGCUGAGGGAGGGGGGACGUCUGUGCACAGGCUGUAGAAGUAGUAUUCCUUUGAAAAUAAAAUUUAGAUGAGAGAAGAGCAGUGAUGGUACUGACUAAGAACACUAGUUUUCAAAAGGUGCACAAUUCUGUAACCAAUAGGUCAUUUGCACAAUGGUGUCGUUUUACCACUUCGACCACAAUUCUUUUCGUUUUCCCUUUCAUAUGUAAAUAUGGUAAUCCCAGCAAGGUUUAAAUAACAAAAGCCCAAAUUUGCCCAAUAAAGCAAAGUCCUGAAGGAAUCUGGUCCUUAAUUGUAGUAAGAUGAUGUCAUCAUGCAACAGUUUAUUUUAGAGGAGGAAAUAUGGGGAUAAGCCAUAAUCUGUCAGUGGUAAAAAUGUUUCCAAAGUUUUGGUAAAGAACAAAAUCCAAAUAUCCAAGAUGCUAACAAAAUAAACAAAUAACAAAAAUGUAGUGGAGUGAGAUGUCACUGAUGAUGGUUCCUUUUUCCCUUGCAGCCAUGAAAACAAACAUGUGAAUUGUCAGAGGGGAUUUCUUUCUUAAAGCCAGAAAAUUAAACUUAUUCUUUAUCUUCUUGCUUGUUACAGUCCUUUAAAAAGGAUGGUAAAUUUCAGUGUUUAGCUUCACAAUAUUUUUAAAGCCUUUUUGUGCUUAUAUGUUAGAGAUUUUUUGAACCUUAUUAAAGGUAAAAACAGGAGAUAAAUUUUAUGCUUUGGAUAUAACUCACUUUGAUUCAAAUUGACUACACAAUUUAUGAAAUGUUGGACAUUUUUCUAUCCAACCCUCAUCACUGUAAACAUUGUAUUAUAUCAUAAUUUGUAAAAAGGAUAAAUAAAUAAUAUACCACAAAGUCUUGGCUAAUUUGUUUAAGAAAGGUAUUUAAAAUUAUUUAACCCAUUUACUGUACAGUGACUAUAGUGGAACUAAGGCUCUGUUUACAUGGAGAAAACCUGUCCCUGUUAGGAGGGUCACCCUCCUAGCUGAAUCAACUUUAGCAAGUGUUUAUAUGGGAAAAAGGUGACCCGCUUGCCUGAGCCAACAGUGUUUGUGGAUGCUCUGAUUGUCUUGCCCUGACAAAGUUGAUCCUGCUACAAAGUGUUUAUAUGGAUGUAAAGUUGGCCAAGCUAGAAGGGUGACCCGGCUAGCUGAGUUUUUUCUUUUCUCAACUGAACAGUUUGCCAUAUAUUGUAGGUAAAUGUAUGAAAGUUGGCUCAUGCAGGGUAGCAUCUCUGUUGGACAGGUUUUCUCCACAUAAAGAGGACCUGUCUUUUCGAAUGUUACACCAUUAACACCCAUGGACAUUAUAUUAUCUUACUCAGCUAGAACAGAAGACGAGAUGCAGGAAAGAAAGUUAAUACAGUGUUUCAAAGUUGCAAGUUAAUUUUACUUUCAGAGUUUUCAGGGAUGAUUUAUCCGGAAAUUAUGCCUAAAAUUGUCUCCCUAAGCCACUUGUGACAUCUUCACUUCUAUAACCAUCAAAGAUGAAUUUGAAGCAGAAGAAUUUCUCCUUUUUUUAUCUGAUUAUUACUUUUGAUUCACAGCUGCAUUGGAAAAUAGUAAGAGUAAACUUAAUAAAUUCUGUGCAAGAUGAAGCAUCUAUCUAUAAACCCAAAGGCCACGCUGCUUUUGAAUGACACUAUUUUUUCUUUGCAAGUUCGUUUAGUUGAAAGUUUCUUUGUAUCAAAGUAUUUUCGUCAACGGUUCUUGCAUGAGACCCCAACCCAGCUCACUGCACAUCCGAAAAAUGUCACUUUUAGUAAAACAAAGCAUGAAUUUCCACAUGACAAGUGGCCUGUGUGUUUCAACGAUAAUGCAAAGAACCAUCUCUACUAUCGUACUCUGGCGUCUCUACUAGCUGGUUAUCUUUUAGCCUGAGCCAGGCUCUCAGAUAGUAUAGUGCGGACGUAUUAAAACGAGGAAAGCGACAAUAAGACGCGCGUGACUUGGGAAAGGGGGCGGUGGCGUUUUUCGCAUUUCUUUUUACUGAACGACUUAACCCUAUCUCGGAGCCUGGAACAGGCAAGUUAUCUUUACGCUUGAGGGACACCAACAUGGCGGAUAGCAACCGUUGUCAAGCUAUGGGUCACGUGGAUGAAAACCGAGAAUAUAAAGAAGUGCAUCAGGGCCAAGCCUAUUUUAAAUUCAAGCUUUAUUAUGAAUACUAA